GGUGGAGGAGUCACACUGCCAGCUUCCUGGAGGUCAAGGCCAGCUCCACCCAGGGCCUGGCUCACAGCGGGCACCCAGCGUGUGUGGCUGAGGGAAUGUGUUCUGUGCGCAGGACUCCGGGUCCGAUGGAGUAGCCAUUCUUCUCUUGGGAAACAAGAUGGACUGUGAUGAGGAGCGGCGGGUGUCCACCGAGGCUGGGCAGAAACUGGCCCAGGAGAUGGGCAUCUCCUUUGAAGAGUGCAGCGCUGCCCUGGGUCACAACAUCCUGGAGCCCAUGGUGAACCUGGCCAGGUCACUCAAGAUGCAAGAAGACCGCCUGAAGGGCUCUCUGGUGGAGGUGGCCCCUGAGAGGCCGCCGAAGAAAGCCGGCUGCUGCUCCUGACCACCUGGCCUGGGGGACGCCACCCCGCUGCGUUUCCUGUUCCGCAGCUCCUGUCCCCCCGCCUGGACACAGCACCAGCAGAGGCCAGCGUGGGAGUUCAGGAGAAUCCCCUCGGGGCAGGACUCGCUCGCGGGGCAGGGGCUGUGCUCUCUGGGGAAGGGCUUUGCUGAGUAAAUAAUCCUGGGGGGGGGGGGACUCUCUAAAGGAAGGGAAAGUCUAACAACUUAAGGAAAAUACAC
Molossus molossus (Pallas's mastiff bat) is the source of this 621-nucleotide messenger RNA. Its product is annotated as ras-related protein Rab-44-like. The transcript is spliced from 3 exons. The record is from RefSeq and is a predicted model, not a curated record. Lineage: Eukaryota; Metazoa; Chordata; Mammalia; Chiroptera; Molossidae. Bases 158 to 382 code for a protein of 74 amino acids. Gene Ontology annotation, molecular function: GTPase activity; GTP binding.